Ustilaginoidea virens is the source of this 1968-nucleotide messenger RNA. RefSeq lists its product as uncharacterized. The record is from RefSeq and is a predicted model, not a curated record. Gene Ontology annotation, cellular component: nucleolus. Gene Ontology annotation, biological process: ribosomal large subunit biogenesis. The transcript has 4 exons. Gene Ontology annotation, molecular function: GTP binding; RNA binding; GTPase activity. NCBI's taxonomy places the organism in Eukaryota, Fungi, Ascomycota, Sordariomycetes, Hypocreales, Clavicipitaceae. Bases 1 to 1968 code for a protein of 655 amino acids.
AUGAAGACGACUUGGAAGGAUAUUCCUCCUGUUCCCACUCAGCAAGAGUUUCUAGACAUCGUGCUGAGUAGAACGCAACGCAAGUUACCGACGCAGAUUCGGGCUGGAUUCAAAAUUAGCAGGAUUCGAGCUUUCUACACCAGAAAGGUCAAAUUCUCCCAAGAAACUUUCUCGGAAAAGUUCGGCGCCAUUCUCGAGAGUUUCCCGAGGCUGCAGGACAUACAUCCUUUCCACAAAGAUUUGCUCAACACUCUAUACGAUGCCGACCACUUUCGUAUUGCCCUCGGCCAGCUCUCGACGGCGAAGCAUUUGAUUGAGACCAUUUCCAGGGACUAUGUGCGACUGCUCAAAUACGGCCAGUCCCUGUUCCAAUGCAAGCAGCUCAAGAGGGCUGCGCUUGGUCGCAUGGCCACCAUCAUCAAGCGCUUAAAAGACCCGCUGCUAUAUCUUGACCAGGUCCGGCAGCAUCUGGGGCGUCUCCCUUCCAUAGAUCCAAAUACCCGUACAUUGCUCAUUUGUGGCUAUCCCAAUGUGGGCAAGUCCAGUUUCUUGAGAAGCAUCACUAGAGCCGACGUUGAUGUCCAACCGUACGCCUUUACGACCAAGAGUUUGUUUGUGGGCCACUUUGACUACAAGUAUUUACGAUUCCAGGCCAUUGACACCCCUGGAAUUCUGGAUCAUCCCCUCGAGGAGAUGAAUACUAUUGAGAUGCAAAGCAUCACUGCCAUCGCUCAUCUUCGAUCCGCUAUCCUCUACUUCAUGGAUCUUUCAGAGCAGUGCGGGUACACCGUCCAGGCCCAAAUCCAGCUCUUCAAGAGCAUCAAGCCGCUGUUCUCCAACAAGCUGGUCUUCCUGGUCGUGAACAAGAUUGACGUCACUCGACCCGAAGAUCUGAGCCCCGAGCUACAGGCUGAGCUGGAGGGGUUGGUCAAGUCGGACAACGUUGAGAUGCUCCAACUCUCCUGCAACACGCAGGAGGGUGUACAGGAAGUCAAGAAUUCCGCUUGCGAACGUCUCAUCGCCGAGCGAGUCAACCAGAAGCUCAAGGCCGGUACCAGCAACGACGGUGCCAUCGGUGGGCGACUGGCAGACGUCAUGUCCCGCAUCCACGUCGCCACACCCAUGGACGGGCAAACUCGCGAGACGUUCAUCCCCGACGCUGUGAAGAGCAUGAAGAAGUACGACAAGCAAGAUCCGCAGCGCCGCAAGCUGGCGAGGGACGUCGAGGAGGAGAACGGCGGCGCUGGUGUCUACAGCGUCGACAUGCGCGCCAACUAUAUCCUCGACAACCCCGAAUGGAAGUACGACGCGAUUCCCGAGAUUUUUGACGGAAAGAACGUCUACGACUUUGUCGAUCCCGACAUCGAGGCCAAGCUGGCCGCCCUCGAGGAGGAGGAGGAGAAGCUGGAGCAGGAAGGCUACUACGACUCGGAAGAGGACCUUGGCGACGACGAUGAAGCCGAGGUUCUGAGAAAGGCGGAGCUCAUACGCGAGAAGCAGCAGCUGAUCCGGAACGAGGCUCGCAUGAAGAAGAGGCUCAAGAACCAGGCCAUCAUCCCCCGCAAGGCCGUCAAGAAGACGUACUCGGAGCUCGAGGAUGCUCUAGACCAGCUGGGCGUCGACACCACCCACCUGGCCGACCGGGCGCAGCCAAAGGAACCCCGUCGCGGCCGCUCCAUGUCCAGGAGCCGACUGGCCACCGAGGACGGCGAGGCCAUGGACGUGGACCAGAGCGCCCGAGACCGCCUGCGCGCUCGAUCCAAGAGCAGGGCACCCACCACCAACCGCCGCGAGGACGGCGUGGCGGACGAGCUCACCCGGACAAAGGCCGAGCGCAUCGCCAAGCUCAACCAGAAGAGGAUGAACCGCAUGGCUCGACAGGGUGAGGCCGACAGGCACACCACUGUCUCUCUUGAAAAGCACCUGUACUCUGGCAAGCGCGGCAUGGGCAAGACGUCCAGACGAUGA